This is a messenger RNA of Lampris incognitus (smalleye Pacific opah), 499 nucleotides long. RefSeq names its product synuclein, gamma b (breast cancer-specific protein 1) (gene sncgb). Gene Ontology annotation, cellular component: cytoplasm; neuronal cell body; axon terminus. Gene Ontology annotation, biological process: synaptic vesicle endocytosis; synapse organization; chemical synaptic transmission. Gene Ontology annotation, molecular function: cuprous ion binding. The record is from RefSeq and is a predicted model, not a curated record. The coding region runs from base 89 to 499 and encodes 136 amino acids. Lineage: Eukaryota; Metazoa; Chordata; Actinopteri; Lampriformes; Lampridae. The transcript has 5 exons.
CCAGCUCUCUGGACGCACCAGUCAGUUCAACCGGCAAGGCCUCUCGUUUUCUCAGAGCAAGGGAGCACGGUAGUUUUCAUCGGCCAGGAUGGAUGUACUGAUGAAGGGGUUCUCCAUGGCCAAGGAGGGAGUGGUGGCCGCCGCAGAAAAGACCAAGGCCGGCGUGGAGGAGGCCGCAGCCAAGACCAAGGAAGGGGUGAUGUAUGUCGGCAAUAAGACCAAGGAGGGAGUCGUGUCAGGCGUAAACACAGUGGCCAACAGGACCACCGAGCAGGCCAACAUCGUCGGGGAUGCAACGGUUGCCGGGGCCAACGAUCUGUCACAGGCGAGCGUGGAAGGGGUCGAGAACGUCGCCGCGUCGACCGGGUUGAUUAACCAGGAGGAGCCUGUACACGAGGGAGAAUAUGGGGGAGCGGAGCAAGGUGGUGAAGGUGGGGAGGUAAGGGAAUGGAUGGAGAGCAGCGACUGGGAGUUCGGUCCAUCAAAUGAAGUGGGCUGA